Molecule: messenger RNA, 1396 nt
Organism: Amoebophrya sp. A25
Lineage: Eukaryota; Dinophyceae; Syndiniales; Amoebophryaceae
Source: the annotation of a GenBank genome assembly
AUGUUGAUGAACCGCAACCCUAGACGAGGAACGAGCAGGAUGGUAUCGUCUCUGCUCGUUCAACAGCAUUGCGAUGGGUAUAAUUUUCAAGGACGCGCUGGACGAACGCCAUCUUCUGCUUCUAGUUUAGGUACGACGAGAGGGAGAGCUACGCACUUCUACUUGUCGGAGGACACAAACCCAAACGAACCCUCAACAACUUCGUCAAGGAGACCUACAUCAGCAUCAUCUACAGCUUUGGGACUUUCAUCUUCUGAACGAGGACGCAGACCGUCUUCCUUUACAUCGUCAACACCAGCUAGCUUCGCAGAAGCAGGCUCCACUGCUGAUGAUAGCGGACCCGAUCCAGGCGAUGGUGGAGGUGGAUCCGAGCCAACCGAAGAUCAAGAACGACAAGUAAUCAACAAUUUUCCGGUACUGCCCUUCGUGAUACCGAUUCCAGUCGGAGGCGCCGCGAGUAUGUCACGCAGUGGGAACACGGCAAGGCAAGUUACGGCUACCAUUUUUACUGGAAAAAGAACCUGCAGAAACAUAUUUAUAGAAUCUUCUUCAUAAGUACUACAUCAACACACCUAAAAACAAGUUUGAGAUGUAGUUUCACAUGAUAUACAACUUCCCCAUGAUGCUGUCGUGAGUGCAGCUCCUUUGGAAAAGCUUUCAGGAUCCAAUUCCAAGAAGUGAUAUUUAUUAGCUUGUUAACACUGCGUGUGCAUGUACAUCCGCAUCCACUUCUAAUCAAAUAAUCCCUUCCGCGCAUGAUUUAGGACAGCAAGCUAAGUGGAAUGGGUUCUGGAAGACUGUGCAGGACGUCGCAGCAAUGAAAAUGGCAGGAGUCAGCGGAAAUGACAGUGGAGGAGGAGGGCCGGUAAUACAACUAGGUCAUAGUAGAAAAUUAUAAGCGGAAGGAACGAAUGUUUAGGUCGUGCUCGUCACCAGAUGGAAAUUUGAAUUAUGCGAUCGAGAGUCUAGUCUCUAGUUGAGAGUUGAGAAGAAAAAGAAGAUCUAGAUCAUUUAUUCCACUAUCGUCUACAACUCCAUCAUUAUGUGUAUCCGACGUUUUAUCUAGUAACAAGUACUUAGAAAGAAUUCAAGCUGUUCCAAUCAAUCUGGUAUUCCUCUCCUCAACAUUAGUUUCCAACUAUUCUGAUAAUAUUCCCACGACUACAUCUUCAGCCCUCUCUCGCACCGCGAAAACGACCUUCCGAAUUCGAACGUGGUAUGAUUGGAGCGGAGUUUGUGUAUGAAAGUCCUAUAAACGCACUGGGGCAACCUGAUAUCACAGCACCGAUCAGACCGCCAGCCGGAGGCAUGGUGGUGGAUUCAGGAAAUCCAUUUCUCUAAACAAAAAUUUACUGAAAUAGUGAUCAAAAUGUUACGGGUCGUGUUGAGACGAAAU